This is a messenger RNA of Closterium sp. NIES-67, 3299 nucleotides long. NCBI's taxonomy places the organism in Eukaryota, Viridiplantae, Streptophyta, Zygnematophyceae, Desmidiales, Closteriaceae. The record is from the annotation of a GenBank genome assembly.
ACCUAACAGCAGGAGAGCUCUCCUGCUAGUUUCUGCAUACUGUGCGCACAGUAUGCGCGUAAAACUGUAACGAGGCGACUUUUGACUCGACUCAAACGUCACUUCAAAGUAUGCGCGUAGUAUGCGCAUUCACAGCUUGUUGAUCGCCUAGUAUCACCGCGAAUGAGAGUAUGCACGCCCGUGUGAGCGCUAACGCGCGGUGCCAUCUUCCUGGCAAAGGUCAGCAGACUUCUGAGUCGACUCAAAACGUCGCUUUGUAGUGAACGCGGCCACCUUCCUGGCAAAUGUCAGCACCUGCGCUUGUGAUUGCUUAGUAUCACCGCGAAUGAGAGUACGCACGCCCUUGUGAACGCGAACGCGCACGCGCGGGGCCAUCAACCCCCGCACUGUCAGUACCCGCGGAGCGACUUUCCCGCCGUCUUUUCUUGCGAAUGCGCAAUGGCGGUGUCUGCAGCGCUGGUUCCCGCCGUCGUCCUUUGGCUGCUGCUCAACCUCCUCGUUCCCGUUCUAUUUAAGUGUGUGGAAUUCACUCUCCGCUCCUUCCCCCUGCACUGGCGCUGGUUGCGCGAAGGCAGGCGGGGGAGCCUCAAGUGGAAGCGGAGGGGGGAGGGAGCGGAAGGCGCUACUAAAGGGGGCGGCAGCGCCCCAGGCGAAUGUGCUGCAAACGGGGGAGGUGGAGCAUCAGAUAGUGGAGGGGCGAGAGGGGUGGAAGGGGGGGGGAGCGAGGGGAGAAGGAGAGGCGGAGGGGAACAGGGGGUGGCGACGACUGGAGUUUCAUGCAGCGUGGGGUAUCUCCAAAUCCAUACCACGUGCUUCAAUUCCCGUCUGGAGCACCUUCGUUUGCUGCCUAAUAAAUCAGCCCCCAAAAGGCUUCUUCGAGCGUGGUUCACCUGUGGAGUCGUCGCAGCAUGCUUUGUCUUCGUAUUCGCCUCUCUGGUGCUUCUAUGGGACGGCCUUGUUGCUUCUCUCCUCGUCCCUCUCUGCCACUACCUCUCACGCCAACCGCAUCACCAAGAAGAGCAGCCUCCAUACUCUCUCAGUCAAAAUCAACACAGCCAGAGCCGCUACAGCCACAGCCCCUCUUUCGAUACCUCCACUCCCCCUGUCAAUCCGCUGAUAGUGAAUGCUUCUGUCGCACAAGCCAUAGAUCCCUAUGGUUCCCCUGUAGCAGCACGAGCUCGCUAUGCCACAACCCCGGCCUCUCUUCACGUGCUGCAGCCUGUGCUGCCAGGUAUCAACAUGCCAUUAGCUGAUCUCAGCUACCUCUUCAUCGCCACUCUCAUCAGCCUAGCGUGGCAUGAGGCGGGCCAUGCCGUGGCAGCCGCUGUCGAGGGUGUCAGAGUGCAGCACGUGGCAUGCUUUCUCCUCGGCCUCCUCCUCCCCGGCGCACACGUCGCCUUCGAUCCCAGCGAUUACAACUCCCUCCCUCCUGCUCGGCUCUUGAGAAUACUUUCUGCUGGCAUCUGGCACAAUAUUGUGCUAUCCCUAUUCGCUCUGCUGCUCCUCUCCUCGCCUCUCCAGGCAGCCCUCUUCCUUCCACUCUACUCCCAGGCUCACCCAGGCCUCAAGGUGACAUCCGUGCAUCCAUACUCCCCUCUUUACAGCCACAUUCGCCCGGGAGACACCCUACUAGCACUAGACCACAAUCCCCUCUCGUCUCCUGCGGUCUACUCUCACCUCCUCUCCCGCCUCUCUCACCUCUCCCACCGCAGUCACCUAUCUCACCUCUCCCACAAUGACAACCACCCUCCACUGCCAUCCAAUUUCUCCCUACCCUCGGACCCUCCGCCCUCCACUAUUUACCAUCCUGCAACCACACUGUUCCCUCUGUUGGACAAUCUUCCCUUCAGAGGAUAUUGCGUUCCCCUUUCAGCCAAUCACAGUCUGCCACCUGGAAUUCUUAGUUCACCCUUUCCGCCCAAUGAUAGGCCGCCACCAUUGCCUUUAACCACUCCAACUCCCAGCUCUUUCCUGGAACCUUCCCACCACCACCGCCAUCAUUCCAACCUGGAGCCACCGCCACCAUCAGCACUCUCCUGUGAGGACUCGUUUCCUGGAACCAUCCUUUUCCGGUGGGCUCCAGCUGGCGAUGCGGAACCUUCCUUGCAGGUUCCUGCAGCUGGAUGGCAGCACCGGCAGCAGGAAGCUUCCAUGCAGCUCUCAGGACAUGGAGCCCAGCAGCAGGAAGCUCCUCGGAGGGUUCCUUCCACGGCUUGCCUGCGGCCUCGGGAUGUGGUGGAGGGAGGGAGGAGGUGUGGGUGGGGGUUGAUCGAGGAUGGUUUUGAGGCGCACCAAAAUUGGAUGGAGGAUGGUGGGAAAGGCACGAGGAAUGAGGAGCACCGGCGAUGUGAUCAGGACUCCACCUGCAUGGCCCCUGUCCUUCCACGUCACCAUCUGCUGCUCCAUGUACAUUUUCUCUCCUCCUUCUCUUCCUCCUCUUUCAUUUCUUCGCCGCCCUCCUCCGCUUUCUCUCCUUCCUCCUCCUCUCCCUCCUCUCCCUCCUCUCCGACUUCUCUGGUGUUUGUGGGUACCAUCGAGUCCUUUGCCCGAGGCCUUUCUCUCUCCCCCUGGCACCCCCGCACACUCACACUCCCUCUCACUCUGCCUAAUCCUACACGCGCACGUGCGUCCUCGCACACACCUACUCACGCGGCGCAUCCCAGGAGAUGGCUGCGGGCUAUAAGGCUACCCGCUUCUGCAAGCAUGAUUGGCAGAGAGCAGCUGCUGCAGAAACAGCAGGCCCUGCAGCAUCAGCAGCACGAGCAGGAGCAGCAGCAGCAGCAGGAGCAGGAGCAAGAGCAGGAGCAGGAGCAGGAGCAGGAGCAAGAGCAGGAGCAGGAGGAUAUAGAAGAAGAGCGUCGUAACCAGUCAUCACUGUUACCAGCAUCGCCAUCAUCGGUGCUUCAAUUUUCAGCACCGUUAUGGGGGCCUAUGGUGGUGACACGUGCCAUUCUCUUUGUCGUCCACGUGUCCAAUGCUCUCGCCCUCAUCAAUGCUGCCCCUAUCUUCUUCCUCGAUGGGGAGGCCAUUCUUUCCAACCUGCUCCGCCUGCUUCUCCCAUUUCCCUCGUAUCCUCUCCCCUCGCAUCUCAACCUCCGACACCAGCACCAGAUAGCUCUCCAUCAUCGUACACUUCGCACUCUACUCUAUGGGGGCUCUCUUCUUCUCGCCAUAUCCAUGCUUUCCUCUGCGGUGUUUUCUCGUUAAGGAUCCAAUGUUGAACAAGUUAUGAUGUGGAUGUGCCUAAUCUGGUGAUCUCUAUUUGCGGAUUGGCUAGUCAAUAAUUCAAAACAGUACCC